Messenger RNA from Sodiomyces alkalinus F11, 1008 nucleotides. RefSeq lists its product as hypothetical. The coding region runs from base 1 to 1008 and encodes 335 amino acids. Lineage: Eukaryota; Fungi; Ascomycota; Sordariomycetes; Glomerellales; Plectosphaerellaceae. The transcript is spliced from 11 exons. The record is from RefSeq and is a predicted model, not a curated record.
AUGCAUAUGCCAACCUUCGGGAAGGGGAUAUUCGGGCGUGAAAAGGCGAGCACACAUUCUGCAAGGGAGGGAAGAUGGGAGUUCAAAUUUCUCGACCGUCACCCCGUCACCCAAUACACCCCAUAUAAAGAGUUUUAUUCCCAGGAAUGCCCCGCCAUGUGUUCUCAGCUUCUCCCUCUCAAAUCUAGAGAUGAAACCGGACUCAAUACGCGGUUGCGAUGGGAGAUGGCUAAGUGGGAGCCAAUACUGUACACGUCGUCCCUCGACUCCCGCCCAGUCUCCACAUGGCAAACUCCAGAGUCGUCUUCCCGAGCUCGGCGGUGCUUGCAUGAUGCAUCUCGCAGCCGCAAGAGUGCGACCCAAUGGACUGGUAACCGGGAGAAGGGGCAACAGCAAGUCAACACAUCAGCAUGGCAGAGGGGAGGUUUGGAGUUCUGGACCAAUCGGAAGGGGACAAACGGUGGUUCUCGCAGCACUUAUGGGCUGAUGCGUAUCAUGGGACGCCAGAAACCAGCUCGAAUUGACGUCGAGUUCAUCCUCAUUUACGCCUGGCCCAAACCCCUGGUCAACCCCAACAUGACCCGCACUUUAAUGGGUCGCUUUCCGGGGUUUCCACCAGUUAACGAUGAGCCUAUCCCCUCCCCCGGCUUCUUUGACCACUCACCGAAGCCCAAGGCCGAUGCUGCAUGGCCGUUUCCCGCCACUAGCCACACCGUCGAUCGGUUUUCGAACUCGUCGAAUCGUCACAAGAACGCCAACGUUAGCCACGCGGACGGAGCAUGUUCGCUUCAGUCAUCACCCGCACUAAACCGGCAUGAGCUAAACACCUCCGUAGUCCGUACUCCAUUCCCCUCUUUCUCUCGAUGGAGGAUGAGUAACAACUUUGGGCUCGAUGCCCUCGUCUCCUUUGGUUCGGGACAUGACCAGGCCCAGUUCCAGGUUGGUUGUCUCGUCAAUACGGCCAACAAGCCUGCCAUUUGUUUUCAGGAAUCAAAACUAGUCAACUAG